This is a messenger RNA of Ipomoea nil (Japanese morning glory), 1597 nucleotides long. RefSeq names its product UV-B-induced protein At3g17800, chloroplastic-like. Lineage: Eukaryota; Viridiplantae; Streptophyta; Magnoliopsida; Solanales; Convolvulaceae. The transcript has 4 exons. The record is from RefSeq and is a predicted model, not a curated record. Bases 122 to 1393 code for a protein of 423 amino acids.
CUCAUAAACGUGUAUUUAAACGUUAUGGACUGUGCCUCCAAAUCUAGACUAUUCUAUUCUACAGAAACUGCAAAACAGCGUUGAUUGCGCCAACCGGAAGAAGUGUUGAGGAUCAUACAGAAUGGAAGCGGCAGCUGCUCUUCGGCCUUCGGUCGGCGUCUGUUGUGGGCCAGUCAAGUCCGGCUUCCUUUCUAUCCAUGUCGCGCCGGAUUCUUUCAGAUUCCGAUCCAAUUCCCCGUUUUCUGCAUCUAGGAUCAAGCUGCACCCUUCUGUUUCUCAUGUGAAGUCAGGCAAUCAGAGAGUGGGAUUUAGGAGUGCAAGAUGCAAUUCAAUUAGAGCGUCAUUGUCACCUUCUGAUUCUGGAGAUUCUGAUGUCCCCAUUGCUCCACUUCAAUUUGAAUCUCCAAUUGGACAAUUUCUCUCUCAGAUUUUGACGAAUCAUCCACAUCUUGUCCCUGCGGCAGUUGAUCAGCAACUUGAACAGCUUCAGAACGAUGAUGAUGCAGAUAAGCAGAAGGAUGAACCAUCUGUAUCUGGCACCGACCUAGUUUUGUACAGGAGAAUUGCAGAGGUCAAGGCCAAAGAGAGGAAAAAAGCCCUGGAAGAGAUAUUGUAUGCAUUGGUGGUGCAGAAAUUCAUGGAUGCUGGGGUACCUUUGAUUCCAGCCAUAACUUCACCAUCAUCGGAUUCUUCUGGUCGGGUAGAUAUAUGGCCUGGUAAAGAUGAGCAACUUGUAUGCCUUCAUUCACCUGAAGCUUACGAGAUGAUUCAAAACCACCUAUCUCUCAUUCUAGGAAAUAGAUUGGGUGAUGGUGAUAUUCAAAUAAGCAAGUUUAGAGUUGGCCAGGUUUAUGCUGCAUCUGUCAUGUAUGGCUACUUCCUUAAGCGGGUUGACCAGAGAUUCCAGCUAGAGAAGAACAUUAAAGUUCUUCCUGAGGGAGUAGACAGAGAAGGUAGUGACAUUCUGCAAGUUACAGGGGAAGAGUUGAGAUCUGAUGAUAGCUAUAAUGCUCCUUUGAGCUCCACACAAUCCCAUCCUGAAGUCGAAUCAUUUUCUGCUGGCGAUAUCAGUCCCGGGGGUCUCGGCCAUGGAAUAAAGCCAUCAAGAUUGAGAUCCUAUGUGAUGGCACUCGAUGCGGAAACUCUUCAGAGAUACGCAAACAUCAGAUCCAAAGAAGCCAUAGGAAUGAUUGAGAAACAUACUGAAGCAUUGUUUGGUAGACCUGAGAUUGGUAUCACACCUCAAGGAACCAUAGAUUCUUCCAAAGAUGAAGUUAUUAAAAUUAGUUUCAGUGGUCUGAAAAGGCUUGUUAUGGAGGCUGUCACUUUAGGGUCCUUCCUUUGGGACGUCGAGAGCUAUGUCGAUUCAAGGUACCAUUUUGUUACCCAGUGAUCAUUUGUCACACUGCAUCACACAAUUGUAUCUGCUGGAGGAUUAGAUGAGUGAAUGCAGUACCAUUCUAGGGGUAAAUGCAAUUAUUCUUGUGUCGAUUAUUUGUACAUAAUUACAGUAUUUUGAUGAUUUAAUGAUAUACUGCUUGCUAAACUUUACCAAAAGUCCAAAAUUAACUUCUCAGAUGAGCUAUUGAUGCGAGAA